CGAUCACGGUCAGAACUACACGUCUCAGUAUAACCUGGUCGUGAAGUUGUAGAAAAAAAAUAAUCGAUUAAAAUUGUGUCUGAAAAAAGUGUCUCUUGUUGUUUAGGAAAAACCCUGACCUACAAUGAAGGUUGUGCCUCAUUUCAUGGUGUUAUUAAUGUUGGGGUGCGCACGAGCCGAUAUGGCGGGUGAAUGCGACCUGGCCGGCUUCUACACUGAGCUGGGGUGUACGCCCACCCCUAGUGGGGACAACUCCACCCUCUGUCCGGACUCAUUCACCUGCCCCGAGCUGCAUCCGGACCCGGCUAUGUGUUAUUACAGGGGCAUAGCGUACAGCGACAAGUCCACCAUACCGCAGAACCUCAUCAACAACCCGUGCUCGCAAGCGUGUAGCUGCCAAGUGGCUAGUAGCGGCGGUCCCAGGUUCGAGUGUGCGGCAGUCGACUGCGUGGAAGUGUUCGACAGCGACCUGCGGCAGUGCGUCAGCACUUAUGAUCUGGAAGCAUGUUGCAGCACUGGCAAUGUUUGCGGUAACGACGCAAUAGCUAACUUGAAGACUUGCGAAGUGGACGGCAAGAGUUAUCGCGAGGGGGAGUCAUUUGAGCCCAAGAACACGCACAAGACCUGCAUCUGCACUGCAGGAUGGGACGGGUCGACGGACAACCCUUCGGUCUGUCGGGACAUCAACUGCGGCAUCGAAAUCCACUAUCAGAACAAGCUGUUGGACAACUGCGCGCCUGUAUUCGUGGGCAACAAGAAGAGUUGCCCUAUUAGCUUUGCUUGCCCGUCAGAAACAACAAAGAUCGUCCGCGGGGUGAACUUGCGCGGCAUAAACGCUCAGUGUGUGUUCGGUAACACCACCCUGGGGGUCGGCGAUGAGGUGACUGUAGACGAGCGCUGCACCACCUGCUCCUGCGAAGUGCCACCCUUCGUAUCUUGCACCAUGAAGGCCGCUUGUAAUUAG
This is a messenger RNA of Chilo suppressalis (striped riceborer), 964 nucleotides long. The record is from the annotation of a GenBank genome assembly. Lineage: Eukaryota; Metazoa; Arthropoda; Insecta; Lepidoptera; Crambidae.